AUGGCUGCUACAAAAGUUGCUCUCAUCACAGCGAGCUCAGCGGGCCUGGGGGCCCAAAUAGCCCGCGCACUGGCGCCAGACUUCCGCGUCGUGAUAAACUACUCUUCCAAUUCAGACCGCGCGCAGUCCCUCAUCAAGGAACUCUCAUCCAUACCUGGCGCUUCCUCGGAAGCAAACCCACGCUUCCACCUCGUCCAAGCGGACAUGUCGUCCAAGCCGUCCGUCCAGAGCCUCGUCAAGGAAACAAUCGAAAAAAUGGGCAGACUAGACGUCGUAGUCUCCAACGCCGGCUGGACUCGCAUGACGACCUUCACAGACAUCGAGCAACAAGUCAACGACGAAGACUGGGACAAGUGCUUCACUAUGAACGUCAAGACGCAUCUGUGGCUCGCAUAUGCCGCCAAAGACGCCCUGGCCGAGACAGAUGGCACAUUCAUCUCGACAGCUAGUGUCGCCGGUGUCAAGCCCAGCGGAAGCAGCGUUCCCUACGCCGUCACCAAAGCCGCACAGAUCCACCUCAUGAAGAGUCUGGCUGUUGUUCUAGCGCCCAAGAUCCGAGUCAACAGUAUUAGUCCUGGUAUGCUGUUGACAGAGUGGGGCCUCAAGUUCCCGGAGUCGAAGCGCAAUGCUGCUAUUAAUAAUACGAAGUUGAAGAGGUUGGCGACGGUGGAGGAUUGUGCGGAUCAGGUGAGGGUGUUGGCGCUGAGUCGGAGUAUUACGGGGCAGAAUAUUUGUAUUGAUGGUGGGUCGUCGGUGUAG
Messenger RNA from Bipolaris zeicola 26-R-13, 759 nucleotides. RefSeq lists its product as uncharacterized. The record is from RefSeq and is a predicted model, not a curated record. Bases 1 to 759 code for a protein of 252 amino acids. Lineage: Eukaryota; Fungi; Ascomycota; Dothideomycetes; Pleosporales; Pleosporaceae. The transcript has 2 exons.